UAUUUAUUUAUUAUGUCUACUGUUACGACAUCAAUAGAGGAACAACAACAACAACAACAACAAGAAGAAGAACAUACCAACACUACUGUUGUUGUUGAUAAUAAUAGUACAUCAAAGAAAAGAAAGUCUAUUGAUGAUGAUGAUGGUGAGACAACAACUACAUCAACGACAUCAACUUCAUCAACAACAUCAACAACAUCAAAUAAUACUACUACUACUACUACAGAUGAUAACACAUCAAGAUUAUCAAAGAGACAAAGAAAGAGAAUGUUAAAGACAGAGAAUAGACGUGCUACAAACAGGGCAAAGAGGGACGCCAAGAACAAACAGGUCGAAGAAGAAGGCAAUAUAUCAAAGGAAACACUCGACGAGACUGUUUAUCGCAUUGAGAAUGGUCUGCGCAUUGUAGAGCCAUACUACUUCACCUUCAAGGUGUGGUCCAAAGAGCGAUGGUAUGGUCGCCAGCUGCUCGAGAUGUUCACACAGGAGUUCAGUCAACUGCCCGCAACGAUCUAUCGACGCAAGAUCAAGGCGGGCUGGAUCAAGGUCAAUGGACAGCAGGUGGGGGAGGACUAUCGACUGACAAACAAGGACGAGAUCGAACACAGGGUUCACCGACACGAGCCCCCUGUCAGCGGCGCCACCAUCAAGAUCGUGGCACAGGACGAUGAUGUGGUCGUCGUUGACAAGCCCAGCUCAAUACCCAUUCACCCGUGUGGACGAUUCAGACACAACACAUUGAUAUAUAUCCUGGCCAAGGAGUAUGGCUUCCAGCAUCUGUACGGUGUACAUCGUCUCGAUCGACUGACAUCUGGUCUGCUCAUUCUCGCGCGAUCACCUGCUGCCGCCAAACGCAAGUCCGAGGAGAUCUUAAAGGGCGACGUGCAAAAGAGCUAUGUGGCACUGGUCAAUGGCCGCUUCCCCGCCGACAAGGAGGUGGUGGUGGAUCAGCCACUCAAAGUGCAGAACCAUCGACUUGGCCUGAACAUGGUGGCGCCCGAUGGCAAGCCCUCCAAGACGAUCUUCAGCCUCCUAUCAUACAACGAACAAACAAACACCAGCGUGGUCAGCUGUCUGCCCAAGACGGGAAGGACACAUCAGAUCCGUCUGCAUCUCCAGUGGCUUGGCUUCCCCAUCGCCAAUGAUCCACUCUACAAUGCGUCAUUCAGUCAGAAUGCUGGAAAGAUAUUGACGAGCGAUGGAGUUGAGGGUCUUGGAGGCGGAGGCUUUGACGAUGAUGAUAAUGAUGAUAACGCAGACAACAACAACAACAACAACAAUGUCCAACAGCAUUUAUCAAACAAUGACAAGGGACUAAAUGAGGAGAUCGUAGACAUGGACACACCAAUCGAAUGCUUGGACUGUAAGAUUGACUGGGGCGAUCCUUCAACAUACACCUUUGGCAUCUAUCUACACGCCUACCAAUACUCUGGCAAGGGAUGGUCCUAUCAAACUGAUCUUCCAGCAUGGGCCAGCCAACAUACAACCGAUACUCCCGAUACCAAGAUGUCCACAGACACUACUACUACCAGCACCAGCAGUAGUAAUAGUUCGGAUAAUACAACAUCAAUGAAUGUU
Acytostelium subglobosum LB1 is the source of this 1578-nucleotide messenger RNA. RefSeq lists its product as hypothetical. The transcript has 2 exons. NCBI's taxonomy places the organism in Eukaryota, Evosea, Eumycetozoa, Acytosteliales, Acytosteliaceae. Gene Ontology annotation, biological process: pseudouridine synthesis. The record is from RefSeq and is a predicted model, not a curated record. Gene Ontology annotation, molecular function: RNA binding; pseudouridine synthase activity. The annotation marks the transcript as partial.